AUGGUACAAUUGACUGAGCUAAAGGAUGACUCUCCAUCUGCUCAAGAUCCACAGGUUAUUCCAGCUGAACCGCUAAAUGAGCUGGAAAAGAGAAAUGUUAACGACGAAGAGGCAGAUGAAGAAGACAGUGAUUUUGAAGAAGAUUUCAAUGAAAACGAGAAUUUAAUGGAGAGAUUGAUUGCAUUAAAGGAGAUUGUUCCACCAAAUAAGAGACAAAGUGUUUGCAAAUUUUUUGACACUACCAGCGUGUUUCUAAAAAAAGUUUUUAACAAAGGUGGAAGUUUAACAUGGGCAUUAACCACCUCUGCACUGUUACUUGGGGUCCCUUUGUCAUUGUCGAUACUGGCUGAGCAGCAAUUGAUUGAAAUGGAAAAGACUUUUGAUCUACAAAAGGAUGCUAAUGAAUUACUGACAUCAAACGACCAGAAAUAA
This is a messenger RNA of Kazachstania africana CBS 2517, 432 nucleotides long. It is a transcript of the gene TOM22, whose product is annotated as Tom22p. NCBI's taxonomy places the organism in Eukaryota, Fungi, Ascomycota, Saccharomycetes, Saccharomycetales, Saccharomycetaceae. Bases 1 to 432 code for a protein of 143 amino acids. The record is from RefSeq and is a predicted model, not a curated record. Gene Ontology annotation, cellular component: mitochondrial outer membrane. The transcript has a single exon. Gene Ontology annotation, biological process: intracellular protein transport.